Salvelinus sp. IW2-2015 is the source of this 1203-nucleotide messenger RNA. NCBI's taxonomy places the organism in Eukaryota, Metazoa, Chordata, Actinopteri, Salmoniformes, Salmonidae. The record is from RefSeq and is a predicted model, not a curated record.
GUAGAAUUCUCUAAGGCUUUAGAGAAGGGGUAUCGUGUGGCCAAAAUCUUUGAAGUGUGGAACUUUUCCAGGAAAUCAGACACACUUUUUAAAGAGUACAUCAAGACCUUCUUGAGAUGCAAGCAGAUGGCUUCAGGCUAUCCUGCAUCGGUCACAGAUCAAGAAAGUAAAGACAAAUACAUUCAAGACUACCAUGACAGAGAAGGCAUACUUCUUGACCCUGACAGAAUAGAGGUCAACAAAACCAAAAGAAAUGUGUCAAAAUUGUACUUGAACUCCCUUUGGGGGAAAUUAGCGCAGAGAUGCAAUAUGCUAACAACUUCGAUCAUUAAAGACCCCGAAGAAUUUUUGGAAUUUGUUUUUUCGGACCAAUACGAAAUUUCACAUUUUUCCUUCUUGAGUCAAGACAUUGCAUUGGUGCAAUGGAGGCGCCACCAAAAGUGGUUUCUACCCCCUGGUAAUGUAAAUGUGUUUCUUGCAGCAUUUACCACAGCCUAUGGCCGACUUGAACUGUACACCCUCAUGGAACAGCUUCAGAGGCGGGUUCUUUACCACGACACAGACUCUGUGGUCUAUGUAAGCAAACCGGGGGAUUGGAACCCCCCACUUAGCAACUAUCUUGGGGGUUUAACUAGUGAACUCGAAGAGGGUGACCAUAUUACAGAAUGGUCCUCAUGUGGUCCAAAAAGCUAUGCUUUUAGGACUAAAGCCAAUCACGUGGUGUUGAAAGCCAAAGGCGUGACUCAAAACUACGAAAAUGCCCCGCGUGUAAACUUGGAAUCAAUCACGCGCUUGGUCGAGGGGUUCGUAAAGGACAGGAAUAGUGACUUGGAGAUUUUGAGCUCCUACAACAAAAUAGUGAGGGUUAAAAAGGGGUUCCAUCUAAGAAACGCACCACUCACUAAAAGAUUCAGGGUAGUCUAUGACAAGAGACAGCUAUUGCCUGACGGUACCACAUUGCCCUUUGGCUACUGACUUAUGCUACAAGCCCCAGUGUGUCUUAAAGCUUAAGAUAUUAUGACUGCUGUCGAGGGUUUUGACCCCCGUCUACAAUUGCCUUUUUCAGCAUUAAUUGCAGGCCCUUCAAACAGUGGUAAAACUUUUUUUGUAAAAAGUAUUUUAGAGAAUUCUGAACAUGUGUUAUCUCAAAAGCCUGACAAUAUUGUAUGGUGUUAUUCAUGUUACCAACCUCUGUAUGAUGAA